Panonychus citri (citrus red mite) is the source of this 1347-nucleotide messenger RNA. RefSeq lists its product as uncharacterized. Gene Ontology annotation, biological process: muscle organ development. The record is from RefSeq and is a predicted model, not a curated record. The transcript has 2 exons. NCBI's taxonomy places the organism in Eukaryota, Metazoa, Arthropoda, Arachnida, Trombidiformes, Tetranychidae. Gene Ontology annotation, cellular component: sarcoglycan complex; sarcolemma. The coding region runs from base 267 to 1109 and encodes 280 amino acids.
CAGUUACUAGUUAAGAAUUUAUCUUCCUUUUAGAUGAGAGAAAAUAAAAGAAAGAAAAGAAAGUGAAAUCUCAAAUAAUCUCUACGAAGUAAACAAAAAAAAUUCUUUUCUUUUGUUUCUAUAUUUUUGUUUGUUCUUUUCUCUACUAAAUCAUCAUCUCUGAUUAUUAAUCAUUUGGAAUGUUUAAUUACUGUUCUUCUUGGUGUUAACUUAUCUGUGGAUAAAUUAGAUUGCCACAAUUAAAUAGUUAAUUGUUGAUUCUCAUCAUGGGUCCAACUACAAUCCAUAGUCAACCAGAAAGUUACCAUUCCAGUAAGGUGAUUGGAUUCAAGGGAUUGGAGGCAUUGGCUCUUGUUGUGAUUAUUGGUGUUCUGUUGAUCAUUUCGGCCCUGACCAGUUUUACUAAUUUAAUGAUCAUCUAUAAAUUACGAUUGUUUCCCAAUAGUGAGAUGAUUGCUUUUAGUGAUGAUGGUCAUGUUAUCUUUAAUCAUCAGGCUUAUCUGAAUCGUAUCAAUUUAUAUAAAAAUGUAAUCAACGGAGUUUCCAAGAUAAAAGGAGAUGUAUCACUUGAAGCGGGACCAGAUUCUUAUUUACAUCUUAAUUCUGAUGGUUUGGAAAUUGGUUCACCGGAGGGUUUUCAGGUUUAUUCAAGGAAAACGGAUAAACUUUUAUUUCCACCUGAUUUUUCACAAUUAUCUUUACCUUCAGUUUCAUCGAUUUCAAUUAAAGGAGGAAUACGAAAUGUUCACAAAAUAAGAUCACCAACUAAUGAUGAUUUAACCAUUUCAUCUGAUGAAUCGAUUAGUAUUUCUGGUAAUGAAGGUGUUAAUGUGCAAUCUAAAGCAAUCAAUUUAUCUGCUUCUUCAAUUAGUCUUUCAAGUUUAAAUGGUUCAAUUGUAUUUGAUGGUGAACAAGGUAUUACAAUUAAUCCAAAUCGUAUGAUUAUCUCACAUGGUGGAGGAUCAAUCAGCAGUGAUGGAGAGGAAACUUUACAAUAUAAAUUGUGUGUUUGUGGUAAAACUGGACGAUUGUUUAGAAUCAAAAUUAAAUCAUCGGAUCAAGGAUGUGCUGAUGUCCGAUUUCCAGAAUCAGGUAAUCCUUGUAUAUAAUUAAGGUUCUUAAAUUGUUUCCAUUUACAAUCAUCAUUUUAGGUCAAUUUCAUCAUUUCGAUUAUCCUAAAUCUCAUAUCAAUUCAAAAUUUUCAUUAAUAACUUGAGGUGCUAAUAAUUAACUAAGUUUGAUUAUCACCAAUCAGAAUCAAAACAGAAUCAAAUUGUAACCAACAACCUUAAAUUAUAUCAGAUUUUUUUUUUGUAUAUUGUAUAUAAUUAAAACAAUUAAUUGUAA